AUCAGCUGAUUUUGACAUUAAUCAAUUUUUAACGUGGAGCUGAGUUGGAAUUGAAAAGGCAUAUAAAUUUUACUUUUCUGAAUUAAAUCAGAGUGACUGAAUACACAGUAAAAUAUUAAACCUUUUUAAGAAUGGCUCCCCCACAAAAAGGAAAGCAGGGAACUAAAGGAGCCAAACAAAUAUUGGAGGAAAAUUUGGGUACUUUGAAGUUCUAUCGGAAUAUGGCUAUGAUUUCUAAUGCAUUAUCCUUGGCUAUAUUAAUUUUUUAUCAUUCAGCAGUAAAUAUAGUGUUUUAUAUAUUUUCAAGUAUAAUUUAUAUAGGAUCUUAUCAGUUUAUGGCAUACAUGGCCAAACCAAAAUAUACAGAAACUGGACAGCUUUUAGACAGUGGAGUUGAUUUAAAUAUGGAAGGAGGAGUGGCUGAAAAUGUAAAAGAUGUAAUAAUCCUUACGGCAGGAUGUCAGCUAUUAUCAGCAUUUAUUUCAAAUUAUUUCUGGUUCAUUUGGCUCCUUGCUCCUGCUCGGUUAGGUUGGAUUCUGUGGAAGAAUAUACUUGCUCCAUAUUUCUUCCAACCCGCUCCAGAGAACCCACAAGUGGACGAAAAGAAACAGAAGAAACUUGAAAGGAGACAAAAAAGAAUGGCAAAUAUGAGAUAAUCUUGAGUACCUGUUUAUGCGAACUGUUUGAAUUAAGUUAUUCUAUUUAUAAAGGUUGGGUUCGAAAUGAUUCCAUAAGAGAUUGUGUAAGUUUUAAAUUACUGUACAUAUACAAACUUAUGUACUAACUAUGACAGGAAAAAAUGUUCCUAGUUGGUUGUGGUGUGCAAUUUUUAGUAAUUUCAUUUGUUUUAUUGUAUUUAUUUUAUAUUUUCUAUUUAGGUCUAUAGAUAGUUUUUUUGUAUAUUUUGUUUUACUUUUCUAGUUUAUAUUUUAUUAAAGUGAUAAAAUCUCU
Molecule: messenger RNA, 951 nt
Organism: Sitophilus oryzae (rice weevil)
Lineage: Eukaryota; Metazoa; Arthropoda; Insecta; Coleoptera; Curculionidae
Product: transmembrane protein 208
Exons: 4
Coding region: 132-656 (174 amino acids)
Biological process (GO): vacuolar protein processing
Cellular component (GO): intracellular membrane-bounded organelle
Source: RefSeq, a predicted model, not a curated record